CUGUAGCCUUAUUUAUUACACACCCAAAGUAUAAAACCACCCAGCCGGCUGCAGCUCUCAUCUCCAGACCUGGCAUCUGCCUGAGGCGACCACGGCACCUACAGCCCCCAUCCGCUUCCCAGGGAGACGCUGCGGCUCUGUUGUGAGCCAUGCUCAGGAGGCAGCUCGUCUGGUGGCACCUGCUGGCUCUGCUUUUCCUCCCAUUUUGCCUGUGUCAAGAUGAAUACAUGGAGGUGAGCGGAAGAGCUAAGAACGCGGUGGCCAGGAUAGUGCAGAGCCACCAGCAGACUGGCCGUAGCGGCUCCAGGAGGGAGAAAGUGAGAGAGCGGAGCCACCCUAAAACUGGGACUGUGGAUAAUAACACUUCUACAGACCUAAAACCCCUGAGACCAGAUGAGCUUCCACACCCUGAGGUAGAGGACCUAGCCCAGAUCAACCCAUUCUGGGGCCAGUCUCCACAAACCGGAGGACUGCCCCCAGACUGCAGCAAGUGUUGUCAUGGAGAUUAUGGAUUCCGAGGUUACCAGGGGCCCCCUGGGCCUCCAGGCCCUCCUGGCAUUCCAGGAAACCAUGGAAACAAUGGAAACAACGGAGCCACUGGCCAUGAAGGGGCCAAAGGAGAAAAAGGAGACAAAGGAGACCUGGGGCCUCGAGGAGAGCGGGGGCAGCAUGGCCCCAAAGGAGAGAAGGGCUACCCAGGAGUGCCACCAGAGCUGCAGAUUGCGUUCAUGGCUUCUCUAGCAACUCACUUCAGCAAUCAGAACAGUGGCAUUAUCUUCAGCAGUGUGGAGACCAACAUCGGAAAUUUCUUUGAUGUCAUGACUGGUAGAUUUGGGGCCCCUGUAUCAGGUGUGUACUUCUUCACCUUCAGCAUGAUGAAGCAUGAGGAUGUGGAGGAAGUGUACGUGUACCUUAUGCACAAUGGCAACACAGUCUUCAGCAUGUACAGCUAUGAAACAAAGGGGAAAUCAGACACAUCCAGCAACCACGCAGUGCUGAAGCUGGCCAAAGGGGAUGAAGUCUGGCUGAGAAUGGGCAAUGGUGCCCUCCACGGGGACCACCAGCGCUUCUCCACCUUCGCAGGCUUCCUGCUCUUUGAAACUAAGUGACAAGAAGGACAGGAUAGCUCCACUUUGGGGGAGACCUGUAACUGAGCUAGGAUUGUUAGGAUUGGUGGGAUGUUGAAUUGGGGGUCCUAUAUGGAGUAUUUAACCGUUGUAUUGGUCACUGUGCUACUUGUUCAACUGGUACACCAAUCAUGUUGGAUGCUUCAGAGGCUCAGAAGAAUAGGCCACAAGGUAACCUUCCCAGAUGACCUUGGGAAAUACUCAGCAUCUUCUUCACUCUUCCCUACAUGUCUGAAGGAAAUGUCAUCUGAUGCAGGUUGGAAAUAAGUGUUCACCUCAAAGGAGGCAUGUGCAAAGAGUUUUGGUGCUCUGUUUCAAUGUAGUAUCAACCAAGUUCUAGUCCACUGUUCUUCACAACAUUUCAGAGACUAGCCUGAUUAUGACAGGGCUAGGCCAAGAAUAAGAAGACUCACUCACUAGAACCUCUCUGGAGAAACACUUGUAAAGCUAGACUGGGAAAUAGCAUUUGGUUUAGUGGCUUUGUGUUCUUUUAGUCAUAGUAAAAUUAUUUACAAUGCCACAAAUAAUUGGUUGUUCUUCAAAAACAUAAACAAACAUGUAAAUUAAUAUUCAGUUCUAAUGGCUUAGAUUUUCAGAUAUAACAUUUUCUCAUAAUCCAGAACUGGGCUUAUCACAUCUGGCUUACCAGAUCUUCUCUUUGCCAUUGCAUUAUUCUGACUAUAGUAGAGCUCUCUUGACUCUACACAACCAGCUGAGGUAAGAUUAAGCUGAUACAGUACAGAUGUUAUCACGUUUUUUAAUUUGAGGACUGUCCAAAACGUUUAUAUUUUAAAUACAGCAUGUUAUGUUGAAGGACUUGUGAACUUAAGUCUAUACAAGCAGACUAAUGGAUUCAGAAUGUAAGUGUAUUCCAUUUAAGGGACACAUAAUAACACAUCUUAAAUGUUUUCAAUAAAAGUGAUGUUAUUUUCUUUAUUA
Peromyscus eremicus (cactus mouse) is the source of this 2066-nucleotide messenger RNA. RefSeq names its product C1q and TNF related 3 (gene C1qtnf3). The record is from RefSeq and is a predicted model, not a curated record. NCBI's taxonomy places the organism in Eukaryota, Metazoa, Chordata, Mammalia, Rodentia, Cricetidae. Bases 150 to 1109 code for a protein of 319 amino acids. The transcript is spliced from 6 exons. Gene Ontology annotation, molecular function: protein binding.